Williopsis jadinii is the source of this 1527-nucleotide messenger RNA. RefSeq names its product Uip5p (gene UIP5). Gene Ontology annotation, cellular component: endoplasmic reticulum membrane; Golgi membrane; COPII-coated ER to Golgi transport vesicle. Bases 249 to 1484 code for a protein of 411 amino acids. Lineage: Eukaryota; Fungi; Ascomycota; Saccharomycetes; Phaffomycetales; Wickerhamomycetaceae. The transcript has a single exon. Gene Ontology annotation, molecular function: D-mannose binding. Gene Ontology annotation, biological process: endoplasmic reticulum organization; endoplasmic reticulum to Golgi vesicle-mediated transport; Golgi organization. The record is from RefSeq and is a predicted model, not a curated record.
ACAACAACAACAACAACAACACAAAGAGGAAAAUGACACCUCUUUGGAAAAUGAAAACAUCAACAAAGCACACACACAACAAGUUUCAGGCAGAUUUGAAGGACACGGCUUUGCUCAGAGAGGAAGAAAUAACAAGAAACCGGUGAAGGGUGAUCUCCUUCGUUUGCUUUUGUUGUUGUAGUUGUUGUUGUUACUGUUUUUGUUGCUGUCUUUAUUACUGUUUUUGUUUUGGCUUGACGAAGGUUGAAAUGAGUGCCAUUGGUGUUGUUAAACGAGACCGCCGGGUCCAGGUUGGUGUGUUGUUACUCGCUGUUUACAUCCUCUAUCUUAUAUUUUACCCAUCUAGCAAGUCUGGCUCGUGGGACGUGUUUAGCGCCGAGGAGAUCAACGAUCUCCUGUCAGGCUCGAACUCUGAGUCGGACAUUGAGAAGCUCGACCUGGAGGAUUUGGCACUGGAGAAACCGUACUACGACAGCUCUCUCGGUUAUGACAACAACUGGAAGGUCUACGGCGAUACCGUUGUGGAUAUGGACAAGUACGUGAGACUGACAUCUGAGUUGAAAGACCAGAGCUCUCUGAUCUUCAACAAGCACAGCUUCUCCGACUUGGGGUUUGAGGUUGACUUCAGAUUCCACAUUCAUGGAUCAGUGGCCAGCAACGGGUUGAAAGGGGACGGUAUGGCGUUGUUCCUCACAGAUAAGCCUUUGAAGGAAGGUCCGGUGUUUGGUGCAGAGGACAAGUUUAACGGAUUGGCGGUGUUCUUCGAUACGUAUCGUAACGCACCAAAGGGGAAAGUGUUCCCCUUCAUUAAUGUGAUGAAUGGAGACGGUGCCACUCGUUAUGACAAAGGCAACGAUGGUAAGGCCAACCAGUUGGCUGGGUGUACUGCAAGAGCCAUAUAUAACCCGGUUAAUGGGUACGUUGAUGCUAGAUUGAUCCACACUACACAAGAUGGUUACCUGUCUUUGGAUUAUCGAUUGGAUGAGGAAUGGAUCAACUGUUUUAGCAUUAAGGACGUCCAUAUUCCAAGUGUUAGAUUUAUGGGAUUUGGAGCCUCUACAGGAGAUCUUACAGAGAAUGUUGACCUGAUUGAGGCCCGUGUCUCUCAACUUUUGCACCAUGGUAAGAUUGUCCAAUCCUUCGAAGAGUUUGCAGACGAUGAAGCGCACGAGUCCGAAGAGGUUUCAUCAAAUAACGAGCAAACUUCCAAAAAUAACAAGAGACGUCCAAGAAAACAAAGAAACGAGAGCCAGAGGUCAAGACUUAGGGCAAAGCUAAGAAACAAAUCCAAUAGAUUGACAAGGUUUAAGGACAAUUCAGGUGCGGAUGAAAAACCAAGCUUCCUUCGUACUUUAUGGUGGUUGAUAAAGACUAGUUUCUUUAUGUUGUGUGCACUUAUAGUGCUCUACAUCGCAUUCACGGUUUAUCGCGUCAAGAGAAGAUCUUAUCUCAAUAAGAAGAGACAUACUGGUCUUCUCGAUUGAUGACAUUUCCCCUUACACAGCAGUAAAACAACAGCACACCAAC